Messenger RNA from Sebastes umbrosus (honeycomb rockfish), 1168 nucleotides. It is a transcript of the gene cldn23a, whose product is annotated as claudin 23a. The transcript has a single exon. The record is from RefSeq and is a predicted model, not a curated record. Gene Ontology annotation, cellular component: plasma membrane; bicellular tight junction. NCBI's taxonomy places the organism in Eukaryota, Metazoa, Chordata, Actinopteri, Perciformes, Sebastidae. Gene Ontology annotation, biological process: cell adhesion; bicellular tight junction assembly. Gene Ontology annotation, molecular function: structural molecule activity. The coding region runs from base 79 to 918 and encodes 279 amino acids.
GCUGUCAGAAACUCAGUCGCUCCUGUCUAAACUACCACACUGAGUUUGGGAUCAGCACCAGCAGCAGCAGCAGCAAUCAUGCCGAGGCGAUCGACCCAGGAGUGGAUCCGCUUAUCCCUGCGCACCCCGGGCAUCCUGAUCUUCGGGAUGGUUUUGUCCCCCUGUGGCUGGAUCCUGAACCUCACCGCCACCGUGGCCCCGAACUGGAGGACCCUCCACAACCUCCCCGCCACCCCGUCGAGCGAUUUCAUCCAGCAGGGCAUCUUUCAGAUCUGCAGAGCCACCACGGUCGACACGAGAGAUGACUGCAGCCUGCAGGACACCGCGUACUUCAACAACCAGGUCAUCGAGCCAGCCCAGGGUCUGAUGGUGGCCUCUCUCAUCGUGACGUUAAUUGGGCUGGCUGUGGCCAUCCCGGGGGUGCGAUGCUGGACUGAGAGGCCGAACUGGUUGAUUGCAGGUUUGGGAGGAAUCCUGAUCUUCCUCUCUGGCGUCAUGACCAUCAUACCCAUCGCCUGGUACACCCACAUCCUGGAUGAAAUCACAUCUGUGACUCCUCUCACAGAUGUGCGCGUCGGCUACUGCAUCAUCCUGGGCUACAUCGGCGGGAUAUUUGAGAUCCUGGCCGGCUUCGUCAUGUUCAUUGGUAUCUGCCGCUGCUGCGGAGGGAAGAACCGAGGAGAGAGGCGGCUGGAGGACGUCGCCGCCGCCCGGUACAACCACCAGAAGCAGCCGCAGCCGAGACGCCUCGACGUGCCGAGCCUGAACCGAGCCAGGAGCGCCGCCAGCAGCAGCGUGCCGUACUCUAAGGAUUCAAUGGAUGAAGAUGUGUCCUUCCCAAGGGCCAAGACUCCUACUCCUACACCCCGGUCAGUGAACACCUCCUACGGCGGCAGACCCUAUGAUGCUGACCUAUGAGAAGAUGCUCCACAUCUGGAUCUCCAUGGAGACAGAUAAGGAUCUCCAUGGAGACAGAAGAGGAAGACGACUUAAAGACUGGACAUGACUAUUUGCAAAAAGGAACUGAGAAAUAUUCUAUAGGAAGAAUCAAUGGUAAUUACUCAAUAAUUUAUAACAAUACAAAUCUAGCCCAAUUUAGUCCAUAAUAUUCUGGAGUAUUAUAGCAAUAACAUAGGACAUAUACUAAUAUCAUAAAGUUGAAUUUUUU